Molecule: messenger RNA, 2142 nt
Organism: Apodemus sylvaticus (European woodmouse)
Lineage: Eukaryota; Metazoa; Chordata; Mammalia; Rodentia; Muridae
Gene: Igfbp4
Product: insulin like growth factor binding protein 4
Exons: 4
Coding region: 266-1030 (254 amino acids)
Biological process (GO): regulation of insulin-like growth factor receptor signaling pathway
Cellular component (GO): extracellular region
Molecular function (GO): insulin-like growth factor I binding; insulin-like growth factor II binding
Source: RefSeq, a predicted model, not a curated record
CGGUCCCGGGCAGCCGCUCAGCCCCCUGCCCCCCGCCGCCUGCUGGGCCGGCCGAGGAUGCAGCGCAGCGCCUCGGUGGCCAGGCUCGCUCCGCUCCAGCGUGCUUGCUAACUUCCCCGGCUCCGUUCCUGCCUGCUGGGGCCGCCCUGUGUCCUCUGAACCCUCCGGGUCUGGUUCUCUAAGCUCUCUGGGCGCUGCCUCCGGGUCCCUUGCAGCCCGCUCGCGAGCCUACGCUCCCCUCCUGCGCCCCACCCUCGUCUUCACCAUGCUGCCCUUCGGCCUCGUGGCCGCCCUGCUGCUGGCCGCAGGGCCUCGGCCGAGCCUGGGCGACGAAGCCAUCCUCUGCCCCCCUUGCUCCGAGGAGAAGCUGGCGCGCUGCCGCCCCCCCGUGGGUUGCGAGGAGCUGGUGCGGGAGCCUGGCUGCGGUUGUUGCGCCACUUGCGCCCUGGGCUUGGGGAUGCCCUGCGGGGUGUACACCCAACGCUGUGGCUCAGGCAUGCGCUGCUACCCGCCUCGGGGGGUGGAGAAGCCCCUGCGCACACUGAUGCACGGGCAAGGCGUGUGCACAUUGCUGUCGGAGAUCGAAGCCAUCCAGGAAAGCCUGCAGACCUCUGACAAGGAUGAGAGCGAACAUCCCAACAACAGCUUCAACCCCUGCAGCGCCCACGAUCACAGGUGCCUGCAGAAGCACAUGGCCAAGAUGAGAGAUCGGAGCAAGAUGAAGGUCGUGGGGACACCUCGGGAGGAGCCCCGCCCUGUGCCCCAGGGUUCCUGCCAGAGUGAGCUACACCGGGCCCUGGAGCGCCUGGCCGCCUCACAGAGCCGUACCCACGAAGACCUCUUCAUCAUCCCCAUCCCAAACUGUGACCGAAACGGCAACUUCCACCCCAAACAGUGUCACCCCGCCCUGGAUGGACAGCGCGGCAAGUGCUGGUGUGUGGAUCGGAAGACAGGGGUGAAGCUACCAGGGGGUUUGGAACCCAAGGGGGAGCUGGACUGCCACCAGCUGGCUGACAGCUUCCAAGAGUGACACCUGCCAGCAGGUGGGGGACUCAGUGCCCCUACUAUGCCCCUGUGCUCUGGGGGCUGUAGAGUUGACCUGGCAUAGAGUCUUGGUUUGAGUCCUGGCUCUCUGCCUCUGGCCCUGCCCAAACUUUCCCUUGAUGUGUAUGUGUGUGUGUGUGUCUGUGUUUGUGUGUGUGUUUCUGGGAUGUAUCCCAUGGGGUAAGCCUGAGUCUUGGGAGUACCCACAAUGGGCUUAGAUGGCCCAAGAGGUCUGAGUGUAGCAACAGGAAGCCCCAGUGUGCUUUGAAAUCAAUCUUGAAUUCACUCAUUCAUUCAUUCAUUCAUUCAGCUAUCUGGAAACAUGUAUUGACAACAAACUAUGUGCCGGCUUUAGUUUUCAGCCCCGGGAAGCCUCAUCCUGAUUUCUUGUGAUUGUGGCAUGCGAGGUGUUCCCAACUAGAGGCCUGUGGGAGAAAAGAAACCUCAUUCUUGGAGUCAGAGAGAAAGGGAGUUGUGAACAUUGAACACCCACUCAAUCUGGCCAGAGCGUGGGAAGGUGUGGAGUAGGACCCGAGGCUCCAGGAGACCCACCUCUGCUCUGUGCUGUGUGGGCCUCUUUCCCGGGGCCUCUGGGGCACUAGUUUGAGUGACAGGGCUCAUCUUUGGCUCUGGGUAUUCAGUCAUCUGAUAAUGCUUGCAGAUGGCUCUCCGCUGUGGGAGAGGAGUGGGGUGACGAAGGCCUGACGGACAGGGGGCAAGGAGGAGGGCUCAUCACUUUGAGCAGACAGGAGAGAGGAAAGAGUGUAAGAUUGGAUUGUGUGUGUCUGAGGGCGAAGAAGACUCAGUGCUGGGGAUGGCCCUAAUCUGGUCCCUACUUGUGGUUACUGGUCAUGAAGACACCAGGAUAUCCUAUCCUUCCAGUUGCCUACCACCUGUGGCUCUGCCUCUGUCCCCACAUUUCCUUUCCCUUACACCUCCUGUCCCACCCUCUCUACCCCCCCCCCCCCUGGGCAUUUUCUGGCUUGCCUGGAUAGAUUUAGAGACCUGCUUGUUGGCUAUAAUGUCUUUUCAUUCUUUCUUCUUUUUUUUUUAAAAAACAAAAACAAAAACAAAACAGAACAAACCCAAGUGUCCAAA